Molecule: messenger RNA, 1407 nt
Organism: Mercenaria mercenaria
Lineage: Eukaryota; Metazoa; Mollusca; Bivalvia; Venerida; Veneridae
Exons: 2
Coding region: 24-1160 (378 amino acids)
Source: RefSeq, a predicted model, not a curated record
AAAAAAGAAGCAUUGAACGCGAAAUGACUUUGAAACGUAAAGGAAGACGAACGUCGGGACAAAAAUCAAAGCGCUUUAAAUCACAGGCGGUGAUAGAAAUUACAGAAGUAGCGAAGUCAGAGCGAGCAGCAUCGGCGGAAAAAGAAUCAGCGAAGCCAGAGCGAGCGGCAUUGGCAGAAAUAAUUAAGUCAUGUUCAAAGAAGAAGAAACUUCCUGAAGCAGAACACUUACAUAAGCUAUAUGUUGAGGAUAAGGAUAAGUCCGAACGUAAUGUGGUUGAAGACGCAUGCAAACAUAUUGCAAGUCGACUUGAAAAAAUUGACGGCGUUAUAGAGGCAAGGAUCGGGUACAGGGAAGAAGAUCUUGUUUGUCACUGUGUAGUGGACAAAGACGUGAAAAUACCCGACGAAUUUGAGGGAUACACUAUUGAAUGCAAUCAUAUCAGCGAAUUUAAUAAAGAGGAUAAAGCAGUUCUUGAUAAAGAAAGACAGAACAGUCAGUUAAUACCAACGGUUAGUGAAGACUUGUUAAAAAUCAUAAAUGAGAAAAGAGACAGUUUGAUGAAGAACCAUAGUAAUCUUAUUGGAAUUUCCUUCAGCAUGCACAAAUCAAAGCUUUACGAGAAAAGAGGUAAACAUACAUGUGACGACAAGCCAUGUGUCGUAUUUAAUGUAAAAGGAAAGGGGGUCAUUCCUUUAUAUGAAGAAAUGUUACCAAGUCACUUAGGGUCCUUUGACACAGAUGUGAGAAAUUCAUAUUUUGUCAGAAAAGUCGGUGGAAGUCCAAGAGAUCUCCAUAUUGAUAUCAAAAUAGGAUGCAAAAUAAGUACCGACACUGGUUCAGGCACUAUUGGAGGAUUUGUCGAACAUAAAAGCGUACCGAUGGCGAUCACGUGCGCUCAUGUCAUUUUAGAUAAUGAUGAGUUGGGCCGUCUCAAAAAAGAUCCUAAAAAGGUGCCUUGGGGAAAACGCUGCUACCAACCCUCUAAGAAUGGGUCUAAUAUGAUCGGAACACUACAUAGUGCGACGUAUAACAAGUACGUAGAUGUGGCAUUUGUGAAAUUGGAUCCGUCUAGACUGCCAACACAGGGAGUGUUUCCAGACGUUAAAGAUAAGACAGAGUGCAGUAAUCCUUGCAAUCAUUGCUAUGGUGUGUUUUGAUUAUAAUCAACAUUUUUUAAUAUUAUUUUUUUUGAUUAUGGCGAAUAUAGUUUAGAAACACAUUAUCUAUUGUUAAGACGACGCGCAUUUUACGACUUUUCUUGAAUAUUAAUUUUACAAGCCGACCCUAUUUCAGUCAGGUUGUGUUAUAAAACUCCUGCAUUUGUAUAUCUUUAAAGCUUGAUUGAAUAUUGUACCGCCUUUUAACGUAUACGCAUAACCUUUUAAUAUUUAGUUUUUAAGACUC